This is a messenger RNA of Ostertagia ostertagi, 711 nucleotides long. NCBI's taxonomy places the organism in Eukaryota, Metazoa, Nematoda, Chromadorea, Rhabditida, Trichostrongylidae. The record is from the annotation of a GenBank genome assembly.
AUGGAGCGUGGGACACAGAAUGGAGGUUUCCGGGAUGAUCGUCAAGAACAACAAAAUUUUCUCCAGAACCUACAGUCUCAACAGAACGGAGGCAAUAGAUUUGAAGGAGGACGGGUACCCAUGAUCAAUGGUGCUUUUCAGAAUGGCCAGAAUGGAGGCUUCAACCAAGGAGGGCAGAUGCCCAUGAACAAUGGUGGCUUCCAGAAUGGCCAGAAUGGUCAAAAUGGAGGCUUUAACCAAGGAGGGCAGAUGCCCAUGAACAAUGGUGGCUUCCAGAAUGGCCAGAAUGGUCAAAAUGGAGGCUUCAACCAAGGAGGGCAGAUGCCCAUGAACAAUGGUGGCUUCCAGAAUGGCCAGAAUGGUCAAAAUGGAGGCUUUAACCAAGGAGGGCAGAUGCCCAUGAACAAUGGUGGCUUCCAGAAUGGUCAGAAUGGAGGCUUCAACCAAGGAGGGCAGAUGCCCAUGAACAAUGGUGGCACCCAGAAAGGACAAAAUGGAGGGCUCAACCAACCACAGAGACCUGCGGACAACAACGGUUUCAAGAACGGCGGCCAGAAUGUCCAGAAUAGUGGGCCCCCACGCAUCGGACAAGGUGUUAUGGUCGAGGAUUCACCACAAGGGAAAGUGAAUAAUGGAAGUUUCCAAGGCCAACGCCCGUUGAAUCAAGGUGCUCCUUCUUCCAAACAGUUCGGUGAUGCAAGAAAAUUCUAG